Messenger RNA from Nyctereutes procyonoides (raccoon dog), 2512 nucleotides. RefSeq names its product UBX domain protein 6 (gene UBXN6). The coding region runs from base 925 to 2094 and encodes 389 amino acids. The record is from RefSeq and is a predicted model, not a curated record. Gene Ontology annotation, molecular function: protein binding. Gene Ontology annotation, cellular component: cytoplasm. The transcript is spliced from 10 exons. NCBI's taxonomy places the organism in Eukaryota, Metazoa, Chordata, Mammalia, Carnivora, Canidae.
UGGGGCAGGCCUGGGGCUCAGAGUGUGUGACAAGGACUGUCAUGGGUGUCUCGGGUGUCAGUCUCAGGACUCGCCUUCCAGUAGGGAGAGAUGGACAGAUAAACCAGUGCACAUGUGGUGAGAGAUCAGGUGGUACUCAGGGCCAGGAAGAAAUAUAAGCUGGGUCAGGGGACAGCAAAUGAGGUUGGAGACUGUUAGGGCAUCCCAGAACACCUCUCUGGGAAGGAGACAUCUGAGCCAAGAGCUGGAGGAGGUGAGGUUCAGCCAUGUGGAAAGCAGUCUCCUUCACACAUACACCCUGAAGCAGCCCCAGCAGCUCCCAGACCUCCUUCCUCAUCUUACAUGCAGACAGAACAUUCCGGGCAGAAGGUGCAGAAUGUGCAAAGGCCCUGUGGUAGGACCCAGUUGGGCCUGUGGGAGCAACAGCGGGAAAGCAACGUAGAUGGAGAGGUGUGAAGGCGGAGAACGGGCAGGUUGUGAAGGGGGCCUCAGGAUUGUGUCGGGCGUGUGGUGGAAGGGCUUGGUGCAGGAGCGACAAGCUUGGGCUUAGGUUUUAGAAGGCUUCCCGUGGCUGCCCAGGGGAGCCUGGGAUGGCAGGUGAGGUGUCUUAAAAAUGGUGUUUUUAUAGAAGUAAAUGUCACAUGGGGCUAGGGUGGGGCUACAGGAUUCAUCUUUUCUGCAACCCGAGGUGGUCAGCUGAGGGCAGAGGGGCAGGGAUGGACAGGAAGCAGGUCCCAGAGGCCUUGGGUCAUGAAAAGCGGGCCACCUGUGUGUCUGAGCAGAGCAGGAGGGGUGAGGCCACGAAGCCAGAGCCUUGGCUAAUCAGAAAGCUCUGCGGUGUAGUACAGGGAGAGAGCCCCCAAAGAAAAACCCAACCAGCCAGCAGUGCGGCAGCCCCGCCAGGGACCCACCAAUGAGGCCCAGAUGGCGGCCGCAGCAGCCCUGGCCCGGCUUGAACAAAAGCAGCCCAAGGCCCGGGGCCCCACGUCUCAGGAGUCCAUCCGGAACCAGGUGAGAAAGGAACUUCGAGCUGAAGCAACUGUCAGUGGGAGCACGGAGGCCCCCGGCACCAACAUGGUGCCCAAGCCCAGAGAGGAGGGGUCAGCCCACCUGGCUGUGCCCGGGGUGUGCUUCACGUGCCCGCUCACAGGGGCCACGCUCAGGAAGGACCAGCGGGACGCCCACAUCAAAGAGGCCAUCCUCUCGCACUUCUCCACCGACCCAGUGGCUGCUUCCAUCAUGAAGAUCCACACAUUCAACAGAGACCGGGACAAGGUGAAGCUGGGCGUGGACACCAUUGCCAAGUACCUGGACAACAUCUGCUUGCACCCGGAGGAGGAGAAAUAUAGGAAGAUCAAGCUGCAGAACAAAGUGUUCCAGGAGCGCAUUAACUGCCUGGAAGGGACCCACGAGUUUUUUGAGGCCAUUGGCUUCCAGAAGGCACUGCUUCCGGUUCCCGAUCAGGAGAGCCCAGAAGAGUUCUACGUGCUGAGCGAGGCCGCGGUGGCCGAACCCCAGAGCCUGCAGAGACACAAGGAUCAGCUGUUGGUCGCCGAGCCCGUGCGGGCCACACUGGCCCGCCAGCGCCGGGUCUUCCGGCCCUCGCCCAUGGCCUCCCAGUUUGACCUGCCCGGGGACUUCUUUAACCUCACGGCGGAAGAGAUCAAGCGGGAACAGAGGCUCCGGUCCGAGGCCGUGGAGCGGCUGAGUGUGCUGCGAACCAAGGCCAUGCGGGAGAGGGAGGAGCAGAGAGAGCUGCGCAAGUACACCUACACGCUGCUGCGCGUCCGCCUCCCCGACGGCUGCCUCCUCCAGGGGACCUUCUACGCCCGGGAGCGGGUGGGAGCACUGUACGCCUUCGUGCGGGAGGCCUUGCAGAGCGACUGGCUGCCCUUUGACCUGCUGGCUUCGGGGGGGCAGAAGUUGUCGGAGGAGGACAGCCUGGCCUUCAACGAGUGCGGGCUGGUGCCCUCGGCCCUCCUGACCUUCUCGUGGGACGCAGCUGUGCUAGACGACAUCAGGGCGGCCGGGGCCGAACCCAACUCAUCUAUUCUGAAACCGGAGCUCCUGGCGGCCAUCGAGAAGCUCUCGUGAAAUAAAAGCAGGGUUGGCUUUAGCCCGCGUGGGUCUGUCUCAUGCUCUCCUGCUUCCUCCCCGUCCCCCCGGAACCCCCCCUCCCACAGAACUGCCUGCCCUGGUGGGUGCACAGAGCACUGCGGGCACCGGGGAGGAGCACGGCCGAGACCUGUGCCUGGGGCCGCCACCUGGAGAGGGCUCCUGGGGGGCCGCUGCCUGUCGUCCCCCUGGGUGCAAGCCUGCCAUAGCCACCUGUUGAUGAGCCCCUGGGAGGGAGAGUAGUUCUGCCGCGUGGGCCAGGUGGCCACCCUGGCCCUGAUGCUGAGCCACGGGGUUGCUGGAGACAGUGACAGCAGAGGGAGAUAGAUGUAGGGCCUGUCAGGACAUGGUUCUGUGAUAACUGAAUCUGAAUCCGAAUAAACAGGACAUCUGACUA